Messenger RNA from Impatiens glandulifera, 816 nucleotides. Its product is annotated as ethylene-responsive transcription factor 2-like. Gene Ontology annotation, biological process: ethylene-activated signaling pathway; regulation of DNA-templated transcription. Gene Ontology annotation, molecular function: DNA binding; DNA-binding transcription factor activity. The record is from RefSeq and is a predicted model, not a curated record. The transcript has a single exon. Bases 1 to 645 code for a protein of 214 amino acids. NCBI's taxonomy places the organism in Eukaryota, Viridiplantae, Streptophyta, Magnoliopsida, Ericales, Balsaminaceae.
AUGUUUGAACAAAGCACCUUCAUUUCCGACUCUGCUUUUCUUGAUUCCAUCCACCGCCAAUUGGUCGGAGAUUUUGAACCUCCGGCGACGACUAACAUUAAUAAAGAUCAUAUCUUUAACAUGGAAAUCAUAAAUUGGAAUCAAUUUCCCCUUUCAGAGAACGAUUCAGAUGAUAUGCUCCUUAUUUCUCUGUUAAAUGAAACUUCGCCGGAGUGUUCAGGGUCGGUGUUUUCCGGCGAUAGUUUUGAGUUAUCUGGAAAUGGGAUUCCGGCGACGGCGGCGGUUCCGAUUAAGGAAAGACAUUAUCGGGGAGUUAGAAAACGGCCGUGGGGGAAAUUUGCGGCGGAGAUUAGAGAUCCGGCGAAGAAUGGGGCUAGGGUUUGGUUAGGGACAUAUGAAACCGCCGAAGAUGCCGCCGUCGCUUAUGAUAUGGCGGCGUUUAGGAUUAGAGGGUCUAAGGCUUUGCUUAAUUUCCCUCAUAGGAUUAACUCGGGUGAGCCUGAACCGGUCCGGGUUACUUCUAAACGGUCUGUUUCGUCGUCUUCUACUAGUAGUACGACGUCGUUUUUGUGUGAUGAAAAUGGAGGAUGUCAAAAGAGGAGGAAGAAGAUGGGUGACGUGGUAGGGGGAGGAGUGGGUUUGUGACACGUGGCGAAGUGGUAUAAGUUGGUGGAGGAGAUGAAUAAUUAGGAAGUGAAAUGUUGGAUUAGCUAGCAUUUUUGUUGAAAUUAAUUUGUGUUUUUUAUUAAUUAAUCAAUUUUCUAGAAUUGAGAGAUUUGAUUGAUGCCUUAAUUUUAUGGAAUUAUUGCAGUUUUG